This is a messenger RNA of Microcebus murinus (gray mouse lemur), 492 nucleotides long. Lineage: Eukaryota; Metazoa; Chordata; Mammalia; Primates; Cheirogaleidae. The record is from RefSeq and is a predicted model, not a curated record.
AUGGAGGGAGAAGAAGAGAAAGAGAAGGAAAAGAAUGAAAGAACAGAGGAAGAAAGAAAAAGAGAAGAAGAAGAGGAGACAGAAAGAGAAGAGAAAGAAAGGAAGAAAAAGGGAAAUGAGAAUAAAAAGAAGAAGAUGAGAGAGAAAGAGAGAAAAGAGAGGAGAACGGAAAAAGGAAUGAGGAGAAAGAGGAGAAUGAGAGAGAAAGAGAAGAGAGGAGAGGGAAGAAGAAGAGAAGAGAGAAAGAGAAGAAGAGAAAGAGAACAAAGGAAGAGAGAGAAGAGAGAGGAAGAGAAGAGAGAAGAGGAAGAGAAAAAGAAAAGGGAGAGAAAAGAACGAAGGAAUGAUGAAGAAGGAAGAAGAAAAGAGAAGAGAUAUGGAUGAAGAAAGAGGGAGAAGAAGAUGAAGAGAAGGGAGGAAGAGGAAAGAAGAAGAGAAGGGAGAAUAGAGUUUUGUGAGAUGAAGAAGAGAAGAGAUGGAAGAAAAGAAUGA